AUGGCGGCUUGUGAAAUUCAAACGCGCUGCACUCUCCGCCUUGGGCUCGUCGAAGAGUCCUAUGCGCAACAUAUCAUCGGGAGUGUCGAAAUGUCGAGUGAAGUGUCGAGGUGGCCUGGAAUAAACUCCGUUUUACAUCGGAUCGUUCAUUCUUACAACUCGUUGAAGGAAGAGUGCGAAGAGGCGACAGAAGUGGAGACGCAUCAUCAGCAAACGGCAGCUACGACGAUGGGCGUCGCUGAGGACGAGACACCGUCUUCCCUGACUUCGCAUCCGAAUACCAACAAUCCCAAUCAAGAAGGAAAGCACUACAUGCGGGCGUGA
Dinoponera quadriceps is the source of this 324-nucleotide messenger RNA. RefSeq lists its product as uncharacterized. The record is from RefSeq and is a predicted model, not a curated record. The transcript has 4 exons. Bases 1 to 324 code for a protein of 107 amino acids. NCBI's taxonomy places the organism in Eukaryota, Metazoa, Arthropoda, Insecta, Hymenoptera, Formicidae.